CGCCAGGUACUUUUUAAAUAUAUAUGCAUAUAUUAAUAUCCUUGGUGACGGAUUUAUUCAUAAAAGCAUAUCGCAAACAACUGUAAGAAGAGCUGGAUCUCCUUUUUUUGGUAAGAGUGUGCCCCCAUGCUGAUUAAAAGUAGAGUUCGGUGAGUUCUGCCCGUAAGUUUGGAAAAAUGGCCAUCAAAUCGUAAAAUAUUUACCCAGUAAAUUUUGAAUCGCUACCCAAAAACUCAAAUUUGGAUUCUGGAGAUACAGUCCACAGUGUUUGUACAUAUAAUCUGAAUAAUGGCCUCCCAGCCUAUGUGUAGAAUAUGCGCCAUAUGUUUACCAGACGAUGGCAGCGCCUGCAGCUUGUUUAUAAAAGACACUACUUUUAUGCGACAACGCAUCGAAUUGCUUACAGGUGUAUGGCUCGAGGAUCUACCCAAUAUGCCACAACAUAUUUGCAUAUCGUGCUCCUUUGAUUUGGACCAAGCGGCUGCCUUUCGUGAACGAUGCAUCAGUACACAAGUUCUGUUGUCUGGGUACACGAAUAACGUAUUUUUUUGCGAGCUACAAGCGGAUGAAAGCAGAAAAAGUGGAAAAGCUCGCCCAUAUAAAGGAGAAAUCUUAACAUCAUCGGAAGAAGAGGACGACGACGCGACGUCAGAGGAGGAAAAUAUAAGUGACGACCCUUCUAUGCGUGCCAUUCUCAAAACCUAUGAAAGUAAAAAGUGGAUAAAAGCGUGCCAAAGCAAAAAGUCUAAACGUAGACCUGAUAAGAAUAAACAAUUUACAUGUGAAUUAUGUGAGCGCAAAUUUGAUGAAAAAGAUUUGCUUCUAUUGCAUAUUAGUACGGAUCAUGAGGGCGCGAAGCCGGAAUUGUGCCAACAUGAAGACUGCAAUAUGCAAUGUACUCAUGAGAAACCUGAUUCAGAACGUCGCUAUAAAUGUUUCUACUGUGAAAAGAGGUUUAUCCAUAAUGCUCAUCGUGUCGUCCACCAUAGAGUGCAUACAGGAGAGCGGCCGUAUAUGUGCGAGACUUGCUUUAAGUCGUUUAAGCGGCGAGACCAUUUACAAAGACACAAAUGCAGACAACAAAAACUCAAGGAGUUUGAAAUAAAAUACGCAAAUGCUAAUCCUAAAAAGAAGGACCCGCAAUCAGAGAAUGCUGAACGGUUCGCGUGCGAAAAAUGCGAUCGUAAAUUUUAUAAAAAGAGCUUGGUUCAAUUCCACAUACGCACAGAACAUGAGGGUGAACUACCGUUUGUUUGUCGGAUUGAAGGUUGUAAUAUGAAAUUUAAAACUAGUAUGAUGAGAUGUGAUCACGAAAGAAAACACACUGAGGAGCUUCCCUACAAAUGUUUGUAUUGCGAAAAGAGAUUUAGAUACCAAGGAGGCCGUACAGAGCACCAUAAGGUGCAUACAGGAAAGCGAGCAUACAGAUGCGAAAUAUGUAACUUUUCGUUCCGACGGAAACAAAAUUUAGAAAGACAUGAGCGCGGACAAAGUCAUAAAGUUAAAGUGAAAAUGGCUCAUUCCGGACGCGAAGCUUUUCUGUCCACAGUCAAGCCUCAAAAUAAAUAAGAUCUCGGAAAUAAAAAUUAUUAUUAUUUCGCCGUCCAAAAAAUGAAAUGAAAAAGAACAUGAAUAUAGAUUUAAUUAUGUAUAUGUUAAGUAUACACCAAAGAAUAAAUACAUGAAAAAGCAAGUACGUACGAUAGCUCCGAUCUCCGAGGCUUAUGUACCAUUGGAAAUGUA
Molecule: messenger RNA, 1743 nt
Organism: Scaptodrosophila lebanonensis
Lineage: Eukaryota; Metazoa; Arthropoda; Insecta; Diptera; Drosophilidae
Product: zinc finger protein 84-like
Exons: 7
Coding region: 289-1569 (426 amino acids)
Biological process (GO): regulation of transcription by RNA polymerase II
Cellular component (GO): nucleus
Molecular function (GO): DNA-binding transcription factor activity; RNA polymerase II cis-regulatory region sequence-specific DNA binding; zinc ion binding
Source: RefSeq, a predicted model, not a curated record